Molecule: messenger RNA, 1404 nt
Organism: Canariomyces notabilis
Lineage: Eukaryota; Fungi; Ascomycota; Sordariomycetes; Sordariales; Chaetomiaceae
Exons: 1
Source: RefSeq, a predicted model, not a curated record
GCAAUCGCACAGGUGAUCUCUCUGAGAAGGAAGGUCAACGAUCUCGCAGCCACCAUCGCGAAAUUCACUGACGCAGCCGACAUUUACCUCGUCGCCUAUAUCAUCUCGCUUGCCAGUGCUAGUGCAGUAACACAGCCGGCAAGAUUGCUGUCGCAUUUUGAUGCUAGACUGAAAAGCAUCGCUCGGGAUGUUGUCAGCAAUAGUACCAUCGAUGAGGAGUCUGUUCUGCGCGAAAUUUUGGAGCGCUGCUACAGCCAAGCCGUCGAUGCCCAUGGUGCUUUGAAUUGCAACGACUACUACAUUCCGCUGGAUUAUCCUGUUAACCCUUACGACCCCGACUUUGAGAGCGAGCAGUAUUACGAGCACGAAGACCGCCUAGACAUCGACGAGGUCAAUGCCGCGUGGUUUGCUAGGGAAUGCGAGCGCCGAGCUAACAACCCGGAGAAGCGGGAAGAGGAGUGGAUUGGCUUUUGGUUCCAAGCAUUGGGCAACUGUCCCCAUGGACCUACACUGUUUAAUCCACAGACGAGUGUUCUCCAGUGCCGCGAUUUUCCCUACUUAUGGCGCUUGACCGACGUCCCGCGAUACCUGUUCAGAGCAUUCGAUGUAGAUAGUUUUGGUCAGAGCGAUGAGCGCGUUGUCGCUUCCGCGGAAAGUGUCUCUGCGUUCUCUGGGCAACGAAGCAGAAUCGAUCUCUUUUCGAGGACCAGUGUGGAGGCCGCACGAAUGCUGUACGAACAUUUGGAUAACAAGCGUUUUGGAUUAGGAAAUUGCCUCGACAAUUUAAUGUCGUGGAGCAGCUCCCUGUUGUUUGUGAUCCAGUGUGCUAUCUGGAGAUGCCACCGGGCCGGUCGUGCUCCGAGCGAGGUCAAGAUCUGCGCCGUCGACACAACCAAGUUUCCCAAGGGCCAGUUUGCACGGGACAUGUUUUUGCUCCAGGCUUAUCGCCAAACUGCCGAUCUCAACAUUAACAUGCGGAGAUUUUUCGAUUUCCGUCUCGGCAACGAGCAGUACGACAACGGGGAGUUUCUCUCGCAGGGAGAAGUGCAUCACGGGGGCCGGUCUUGUGUCUUUUCUCUUAGCCAGCUCAUCCAGGCUGGGCUGCAUGACCUGUAUCCCGACCUAGCAGAGGAAUCCGGAAUGAAGUUUUGGACAAACCGGGUGAAGGUCCUUCGAUCGCGGUGGUCCGCUGAUGACCAUCCAACAACUCGAGUCGAUAUACAAACAGCCCUUGGGUUAGCCACAGCAUGCUUCAGGCAAUUCGAUGCGACGGAUGUGGCAUUGCUGCUCUUGUCCUUCAAGAACCGCAAGCUUAAGGCCACAACAGUACAGGACAGUCUAGAGAACCCAAAGAAGUACGGGCCGCUGGAGGUCCAAAGAUACAUUAGCAUUGCGGAAACAGUA